This is a messenger RNA of Neolamprologus brichardi, 3445 nucleotides long. RefSeq names its product POU class 3 homeobox 2b (gene pou3f2b). Gene Ontology annotation, molecular function: DNA-binding transcription factor activity, RNA polymerase II-specific; RNA polymerase II cis-regulatory region sequence-specific DNA binding. Gene Ontology annotation, biological process: brain development; regulation of transcription by RNA polymerase II. Lineage: Eukaryota; Metazoa; Chordata; Actinopteri; Cichliformes; Cichlidae. The record is from RefSeq and is a predicted model, not a curated record. Gene Ontology annotation, cellular component: nucleus.
GCCUGUGGGCAGGAGAGGUUCUGUCAAAUGCGAGGUUCCUUUAAUAAGAGCGACCAGUCCGGCUCCGAGAGUCAUGGCGACCGCAGCGUCUAACCACUACAACAUUCUCACCUCCAGCGCAUCCAUCGUGCACUCGGAGCCCGGCAGCAUGCAGCAAGCCACGGCGUACCGGGACGCGCAGAGCCUGUUGCAGAGCGACUACCCGCUGCAGAGCAACAGCCACACGCUCAGCCACGCACACCAGUGGAUAACGGCGCUGUCCCACGGAGAGGGAGCCCCGUGGUCCUCGAGCCCGCUCGGCACGGAGCAGGACAUUAAACCCGCGGUGCAGGGCGCCCGGGAUGAGAUGCACAAUUCCAGCAGCAACCUGCAGCACCAGUCACGGCCGCCCCACCUGGUGCACCAGACGCACGGGAACCACCACGACGCCCGCGCGUGGAGAACCACCACGGCGGCGCACAUACAGAGCAUGGCGACGACAAACGGCCAAAGCCUUAUUUACUCUCAGCCGGGCUUCACCGUCAACGGGCUCAUCCCGGGCAGCGGGCAGGGGAUGCACCACCACAACCUAAGAGACAGUCACGAAGACCACCACAGCCCGCACCUCAGCGAACACGGCCACCCUCCGUCCCAGCAUCAGCACCAGCACCGGCCGCAGAGCCACCACGACCACUCGGACGAGGAUACGCCGACCUCGGACGACUUGGAGCAGUUCGCCAAGCAGUUCAAACAGCGCAGGAUCAAGCUGGGAUUCACGCAGGCGGACGUGGGACUCGCCCUGGGGACCCUGUACGGAAAUGUGUUUUCGCAAACCACCAUAUGCAGGUUUGAGGCCCUGCAGCUCAGCUUCAAAAACAUGUGCAAGCUGAAGCCUCUAUUGAACAAGUGGCUGGAGGAGGCGGACUCCACCUCGGGCAGCCCGACCAGCCUGGACAAAAUCGCGGCGCAAGGGAGGAAAAGAAAAAAACGGACUUCAAUCGAGGUAAGCGUAAAAGGAGCUUUGGAGAGCCAUUUUUUGAAGUGCCCUAAACCGGCAGCGUCGGAAAUAAUCAGCCUGGCGGACAGUCUGCACCUGGAGAAAGAAGUGGUGAGGGUUUGGUUUUGUAACAGGAGACAGAAGGAAAAACGCAUGACCCCUCCGGGAGGAGCGCUGCCGGGGAGCGAGGAUGUGUACGGGGACACGCCGCCGCACCACGGGGUCCAGACCCCGGUCCAAUGAACUCUGCCGGACCGGCUCCUCCAGGACUUGUUUACCGUUUUAAUUUAUCCCACCCCCCAAGGUUAUAUAUAAAUCACUGGACUAUGAAACGAUAUAGUGGGUGUUUUAUGUAUAAUAGAUUGCAGUGAUUACUGACACAAUAUCUGCAGUGAAUAUCUGAGAAAUGGAAAACGAGUGACGGGAGGACAGGACAUUUUUUGUCCUCCCCUCUCGCAGAGCUGAAGGAACAUAAGCCCGUGUUAUGUUCUCCGAGGAUACAUGCCCAGCACUGUGACUCCAGACGACGCAGUUUCAAGGUGUAGCCCCUAUUGUGUACUGAAAUUAUACUUGACGAAAAAAAGGAGGGGAGGGGAAGAAUGGUUUUAGAAGAAAAGCUUCCAUUUUCCAGUUUUUUUUCUUCUUCUAUUUUUUUCUUAAAUAUAUCAAAUCCAACCUUUUUGGGGCUGUGCGUAAAAGGGAAAUCAACGAUGUUUUUUAUCUUUUCUUUUCGUUUCUUUUUCUUUUUUUUUAGUUUUGUAGCUCUAAAUUGUGCGUCCAGCAGUGAUGGGUGUGUGGGUAGUGCAGUGGGAGGUCAAAGGAGCUGCGUUAAUGGAGUAAAGUGGAGGCCGGUAUAGGCUUCAGCCCCAGUGCAGUGGAGUCCAGCUGAGGAGCGUCUCCCAGCUCCAGGAUUGGGGCUCCGUGGCGAUUGAUUGGAUUAUAUGGCACCUUUUUCUUUUUUUCUCUUUUUUUUCUUCUCCCCACAACAGGAUGGGCUCCAGACACACACACACAGAUCUCGACACAAGCAACUCUCACAGAACAGUUUGGAUCCGCUUUUGUAAAUAUUGUAUAACUUUAAAAAGUCAUCCCUCUUUUUUCUCGCUUUUUCUUCACUGGGGCACUUUUUCCCAUUUUCUUUCAUUUUUUUUGUCCCCCUCCCCCAAAAAACAAAAAAAAACAAAACAAAAAACAAAACAAAAAUCACACACAAGCAGGUUGAGCUUCAGAGUCCUUAGCCUAAACCCACCGCCUUGCACUUGUGUACCUUUUUUUAAUGGUUCGGACUUUUUUUCUUUUUCUUUCUUUCUCUUUUUUUUUGGUAACGCGUUAAUUUUGACGUCUAAAAAAUGUCUGCUAUUUUUGUUUGUUUUUUUAUUUUUUUUAAUUCCUCUGAACUUUUAUUUUGCAUUAUUAUUAUUAUUAUUAUUAUUAUUAUUAUUAUUAUUAUUAUUAUUAUUAUUUGCUUAAAUCGCCAAGUAAGAGUUUGCUUUCGCCAUUUUGCGCCCGCUCUGAAAUAAAACAGUGCUUUAAGAGUGAAUCCACAUAAAUAUGGCAGAGAAAUGUCCACAAAUAAACGAUCUAAGGGGAGGAUUACAAAACAAAAUUAAUGUGCGAAUAAUUUGUCCUCAAAACAUAUUUUAGUGGCGUUCCAAAAAUUGCAGCAUAUGAUCAAAAUUAUUAUUAUUUUACAAUAACCAUGCAGCCUUUUUGUUCGUCUGUUUUGCCUUUUUUAUAUAACGGGGGAAAUUGCGCGUAGACAUUUUAUUUAAUGUUAUUUUUUUUAGUUUUGUUAAUGAGAUUGUAAUUUAUUCUGGGUGGCUUUUACAGAAGAGACAAAGGGUGAGAAAUAUAAGAAAUGAAGAGCCGAGAAGGCUUUUGUUUUGUAGGGGACGGGGUGACAGAAAGAGAGACCUAUUUUUCUUUCUUUUUUCUUUUUUUUUUGUAAUAGCGGGAUUGCCACAGCCUGGACCGUCACAGCUAAAUGUAUAUACAUGUUUUUCUCCGUGCAGUAGCUCGCUUUUUUGUUUUAUGCAAAGAGAGAAAUCCAGGGACUUUUUCCCCUCUAAUGUGGAAACUGCUUUUCUUUUCUCCUCCUCUUCCUUCUCUGUGUUUCUUCUGCAGAAAAAAAACAAUAAUAUCAUUAACAAGCAGAAACCAUCAUGGCAUUGAAAUCUUUCUUCCAGUAGCUUUAAAACCAAUCGAUCCAAGUCACAAUUCACUGGAAAUACAAGUUGUGGGAUGUAGACCUGUAGCAAUCCAACGCUGUUCUUCUUGCUGUUUUUGUUUAAUUGCUUGUUUGUUUUGUUUUGUUUUUCUUUGGGGGGGGAUAGGCUAUGUCAUAUUCACUGGAUGAACUUGGGGUAGAUAUGACGCAGAGGUGAGGAAUGCCUGCAGGUGUUUCAUCACUUGACACAUGAACAACGGACUUGCACAUUUUUAAAUAACGGGGUUGAUAUUAAACAGCUU